Molecule: messenger RNA, 734 nt
Organism: Eruca vesicaria subsp. sativa (arugula)
Lineage: Eukaryota; Viridiplantae; Streptophyta; Magnoliopsida; Brassicales; Brassicaceae
Source: the annotation of a GenBank genome assembly
GAAAACCCCUCUUUCUUAACCUAGAAAUCAAAAUCAAAACUCCUUGCUCGUUAUCGGCAAAAAUGGCUUCACGGUGUAGAUCGUUCUCCAAACCAGCGUUCUCAGCCUUUAGAUCUGCAAUGAACAAGCCCUCUCCCCGACCCAAAUCGGAUUCAUCAUUUAUCGGCGUCUCUCCGUCGCCUGGACUUGCAAGGCCGAUUGCUCAGCUAGGUUCGCUUCAAUCGCUGCUUCCAUUGUACAGUGCGGUGGCUUCUGCUAGGUUGACUUCGUGCCUCGGGAUUGAUUCGAUGAAUUCAAGGUCGUUGUCUCAGGGUAUGCUCUGCUGUGCGAAUCCAGGAGUUUGAUAUUCUCCAUACUCUUUUGUUUAGUAAGCUUGGCCUAAGCGUUCCUCGAUAAAGAAACCAGAACUCAAAAACAAAUGGCUUCAUCUGAGAUCAAAUUCUCCUCAGUUUUUUUCUUUGCUGGUCUAACUCAGCCACUCAGAUCAAUUUCAUUUUUUUGCGGGAGUGAUAAACAGUCUCCCUUCCUUUUCAUUCAAUUAACAAUUUCUUUAUGGAAUUUGUACACUUAACGCAUCACGUUUGAAUAAUAAGAGUCUCUUGUUUGUGUCCAUUGGUGUUCCUGAAAUACCCCAAAUUCGGAAUAUACGGUAACGUCAGUAGAUGAACGCCAGCCAUCACAUGAAAAUGCCCAAAAUUUCAGUGAGCAGUAGAUAAAUGCCUUGCCGUUUCUCA